Molecule: messenger RNA, 2015 nt
Organism: Lycium barbarum (goji berry)
Lineage: Eukaryota; Viridiplantae; Streptophyta; Magnoliopsida; Solanales; Solanaceae
Product: CBL-interacting serine/threonine-protein kinase 5-like
Exons: 1
Coding region: 430-1806 (458 amino acids)
Biological process (GO): protein phosphorylation; signal transduction
Molecular function (GO): ATP binding; protein kinase activity
Source: RefSeq, a predicted model, not a curated record
AGAAAAAGUUGGCCAAGUAUAACUUGGAAUAUUUUGGAAAAGAUUCAUUAAUGAAUAAUACUUACUUGUUAAAGACAGCAAGCUGUCUUUUCCCAUAUUCCAAUUUCUACUUCUUAUUGAAUUAUUCAAAGAUUUUUUUUUUGUGUUACUAAAAGGUCAACAGAUCUGGUUUUUAUUUUCGAAAAAUAUCUUGUUACGUCCUGUGUUCUAUCUCAGCAGCUUCUUAAAUCUUCCUUCCCCUGUUCAUUGUUUGUUUGCUAGUAAUACUCUCUCUCAACAUUCCACUUGGAAAGAAUUUCAAAAGGUAUUAUAAAUCUUUCAUUCUUUUUUAAUAAUCCUUUUUAAAUGUGCUCAUUUUCUUGAUCCCUAGAAUCUUAUUGAAAUUCCAAAAAACAAAAUCAGUGUUUCUUGAAAUAUCUAAAAGUAAACAUGGAGGAGAGGCAAUUGUUGUUUGAAAAGUAUGAAAUAGGGAAGCUAUUAGGCAAAGGGACAUUUGCAAAAGUGUACUAUGGGAAAGAACUAGAAACAGGUGAAAGUGUAGCCAUCAAAGUGAUAAAAAAAGAUCAAGUUCAGAAAGAAGGAAUGAUGGAGCAAAUAACACGAGAAAUCUCAGUGAUGGGCCGCGUUCGUCAUCCAAAUAUCGUUGAGCUCAAAGAAGUGAUGGCUACAAAGUCCAAAAUAUUCUUCAUAAUGGAGUAUGUUAAAGGAGGCGAGCUCUUCGCAAAAUUAGUGGCCAAAGGCAAAUUUAAGGAAGAUACAGCAAGAAAGUAUUUUCAACAAUUGAUAAGUGCUGUUGAUUUCUGCCACAGCCGAGGGGUUUAUCACCGCGAUUUGAAGCCUGAAAACCUCCUCCUUGAUGAGAAUGAGGACUUGAAGAUAUCUGAUUUCGGGUUAUCGGUUUUGCCUGAUGAGAAAUUGAGUAGAAAUAAUGAUGGUUUGCUUCAUACACAGUGUGGGACACCAGCAUAUGUUGCUCCUGAGGUUUUAAGGAGGAAAGGUUAUGAUGGCGCAAAAGCUGAUAUUUGGUCAUGCGGGGUUAUUUUGUAUGUGCUUCUAGCUGGUUAUCUCCCAUUCCAAGAUGAGAAUUUGAGUAACAUGUACAAGAAGAUUUUCAAGGCUUAUUUCGAGUUCCCUCCGUGGUUUUCAAUGGAUUCAAGGCGUUUGAUAUCUAAACUUUUAAUGGCUGAUCCGGAAAGGAGGAUAACCAUUCAAGGUAUCAUGAGGGUUCCGUGGUUUAGGAAGAAUUUUUCUAUACCAAGGGCGUUUUCGAUCCAAGAUUUACAAAAGUUGGAAAAAGAACAAGAAAAUGAUGAUCAUGAAGAGGAGGGAAUGAGCAGCAUGCAGGGAGGAAUGAUUAGGAAAUCCCCUUCAUCCCCUGCAUUUUUCAAUGCAUUCGAGUUGAUUUCGUCGAUGUCCUCCGGUUUUGAUUUGUCUAGCUUGUUUGAGAUCAAAGGGAAGGCGGCAUCCAUGUUCACUUCAAGGAGCACUGCCCGGGAUGUCAUCCGAAAAAUGGAGAAAAUGGCUAAAGCUAUGAGGUAUAAGGUUUAUAGGGUAAAACCAUUCAAGUUGAAGAUGCAAUGCCCUGAGGAAGGCCGGAAAGGGCAGUUGUUGGUCACCGCCGAGGUGUUUAAGGUGGCUCCGGAAGUCACCGUUGUCGAGCUCUCCAAGUCCUCCGGUGACACCUUGGAGUAUAACAAGUUUUGUGAAGAGGAAGUCAGACCUGCCUUGAAGGACAUUGUCUGGACAUGGCAAGGGACUGGUACUGAAAGUGCUGAUACUGAUAACAAACAGGACUUGGAGCAAUAGGAUUUGGUAAAUUGCAUAUUCCCCCUCGUCUUUUGUGUUUGUGUUUUGCUUCCACCGGCGGACUGAUGGAAAUAGAUUGACGACCGGAGAUAUUCGUCUUACUUCGUAACUGAUUUGUACAUAAAUGAGUGUUAUACUGACCACUUGGAAUAUGUGUUAUGAGUAGGUCAUUCUUGAAACUGAUUUUGAAUCGUUUGCCUGUUGUGAUU